AUGUUUGGAGUAGGAGGUGGCCUCCUGGAGUACCGAGCUAGUCUGCUGGCUGGGAAGGGUUUUGCUGUGAUGGCUCUGGCUUAUUACAACUAUGAAGACCUCCCCAAGGGCAUGGAGAACCUCCACCUGGAGUACUUUGAAGAAGCUGUCGACUACCUGCGCAAUCACCCUCAGGUAAAGGGCCCAGGCAUCGGGCUUUUGGGCAUUUCUCUAGGGGCUAAUAUUUGUCUCUCGAUGGCCUCAUUCUUAAAGAAUGUCUCAGCCACAGUUUCCAUCAAUGGAUCUGCGUUCACUGGAAACAUAGGCAUACAUUAUAAACAGACUAGCAUCCCACCAUUGGGCCAUGACCUGAGGAGAACCAAGGUAGCUUUCUCAGGCCUCCUGGACAUUGUGGAUAUACGGAAUGAUACGGUCGGAGGAUGUGAGAAUCCCAGCAUGAUUCCAAUAGAGAAGGCCCAGGGUCCCAUCCUCUUCAUUGUUGGUCAGGAUGACCACAACUGGAGGAGUGAGUUAUAUGCUCAAGGAGCCUCUCAACGGUUACAGGCACAUGGAAAGGAAAAACCCCAGAUCAUCUGUUACCCUGGGACUGGGCAUUACAUCGAGCCUCCUUACUUCCCCAUGUGCCCAGCUUCCUUUCACAUAUUACUGAACAAACCUGUGAUCUGGGGUGGGGAGCCCAGGCCUCAUUCCAAGGCCCAGGUAGAUGCUUGGAAGCAAAUUCUGUCCUUCUUCUGCAAACACCUGGGAGGUACUCAGAAGAGAGCUAUUCCCAAACUGUAAUGCAUUUGUCUGUUGUUAACCUGAGAGAUUCAAGGUCAGAUUGUAGUCUUCAGUAACCCUGUGUGAAUCGGAUAUGUCAUGGAUAACAUUAAAUCCAUGUCUUUGCCAUUAAUGGUGUAUUUUAGGUAACUUUAUUAAAUAAGUUUUGUCAUUAAUUUUACUAAUGUAACACAUA
Molecule: messenger RNA, 955 nt
Organism: Propithecus coquereli (Coquerel's sifaka)
Lineage: Eukaryota; Metazoa; Chordata; Mammalia; Primates; Indriidae
Product: acyl-coenzyme A thioesterase 4-like
Exons: 2
Coding region: 1-780 (259 amino acids)
Biological process (GO): fatty acid metabolic process; acyl-CoA metabolic process
Cellular component (GO): peroxisome
Molecular function (GO): fatty acyl-CoA hydrolase activity
Source: RefSeq, a predicted model, not a curated record